UCUUUGCCAGAAAUAGUGGGCUAAGAGGGUGGUUUGUCUUCCCUAAGCUGAAUUAGAAUUUUCCCAUUUCUUCUUUUGUUCAUUCUCUCUCUCUUCUUUCUAUCCUGUUGUUUGUUGUUGUGUCUUCUGUGCAUUGACUGUUCUCCUUUUCUUAUAUUACUUUGUGUCUAAUUUUGGUUUUGUUUAUUUUUUUUAUUCGUUUUGGGUAUGUUUGAGAAGCUGUUUUGAGCGAAGGAAUAUCUGUUUUUUUUUUUUUUAUGGGGUUAUUUUCUCCAGAGCAGAGAGUGGAGAGAGAUCGAGCUUGUCCCGAAGAAGAAGAAACUAUGAUCUUAGAAUCUGACUGAAGGGUAGAGUUCUCUGACAUUUCUGCAGGGGGAUUGAGAUUUUGAGCUGGGAACCAUGUCUCAGACAAACUGGGAAGCCGAUAAAAUGUUGGAUGUGUAUAUCUAUGAUUAUCUAGUGAAAAGGAACUUACAGGCUUCAGCAAAAGCCUUUCAAGCCGAAGGGAAAGUGGCUUCAGAUCCUGUUGCUAUUGAUGCUCCUGGCGGUUUUCUUUUUGAAUGGUGGUCCGUGUUCUGGGAUAUCUUCAUUGCAAGGACAAAUGAGAAACACUCUGAAGUAGCUGCAUCUUACAUCGAGACCCAAUUAAUAAAGGCAAGGGAGCAGCAACAACAUCAGCAGCAACAGCACCAACCUCAACAACAACAGCAUCAACAACAGCAGCAGCAGCAACAACAGCAAAUGCAAAUGCAGCAGCUCUUAUUGCAGAGGCAUGCACAACAGCAACAACAGCAGCAGCAGCAACAACAGCAACAACAGCAACAGCAACAGCAGCAGCAACAGCAGCAGCAACAGCAGCGAAGAGAGGGUGCCCAUCUUCUUAAUGGUACUGCCAAUGGGCUUGUUGCCAAUGACACUCUUAUGCGACAGAACCCUGGAACUGCAAAUGCUUUGGCUACAAAAAUGUACGAGGAGAGAUUAAAACUGCCAAUUCAGAGAGAUCCUUUAGAUGAUGCAGCUCUGAAGCAAAGAUUUGGUGAUAAUGUGGGCCAGCUUCUGGAUCCAAACCACACCUCGAUGUUGAAGUCAGCUGCAGCAGCUGGCCAACCAUCUGGACAAGUCUUGCAUGGGACUGCUGGUGCCAUUCCAGGGACCCUUCAGCAAGUUCAAGCUCGGAAUCAGCAACUUCCUGGAUCUACACAGGAUAUAAAGAAUGAAAUGAAUCCAGUACUAAACCCCAGAGGUCCAGGUCCUGAUGGAUCAUUGAUUGGAGUUCCUGGAUCAAAUCAAGGUGGUAACAAUUUGACUCUGAAAGGAUGGCCACUCACUGGAAUUGAGCAGCUUCGUUCUGGGAUUCUUCAACAGCAAAAGCCAUUUAUACAGUCUCCUCAGCCUUUUCAUCAACUUCAGUUGUUGACACCGCAGCAGCAACAGCAACUCCUGCUUCAGGCACAGCAAAAUAUGAAUUCUCCUUCAUCCAAUGAAGUAGACAGCAGAAGGCUGAGGAUGCUUCUUAAUAAUCGAAAUUUAAAUCUUGGAAAGGAUGGCCAGUCCAAUUCUGUUGGUGAUGUAGUUCCGAAUGUUGGAUCACCAAUGCAAGCUGCAUGCCCAGUUUUACCCCGUGGGGAGACAGAGUUGCUAAUUAAGAAAAUAGCUCAGUUGCAGCAGCAGCAACAACAACAAACCAGCAAUCCACAGCAACCGCAACUUCAGCAACAUCCACUUUCUAGUCAGCAGUCUCAGAGUUCAAACCACCAUCUUCACCAACAAGACAAAAUGGGUGGUGCUGGAAGUGUCGCUGUAGAUGGUAGCAUGUCAAACUCCUUUCGAGGAAAUGAUCAGGCUUCGAAAAACCAGAGUGGGCGAAAGAGAAAGCAGCCUGUGUCAUCUUCUGGACCUGCCAAUAGUUCGGGAACUGCAAAUACAGCAGGACCCUCCCCAAGUUCUGCACCCUCAACACCCUCAACUCAUACCCCAGGAGAUGUGAUCUCAAUGCCUACUUUACCACACAGUGGUAGUUCUUCUAAGCCUUUGAUCAUGUUUGGGUCUGAUGGAUCUGGUACUCUAACAUCACCAUCAAAUCAGCUGUGGGAUGAUAAAGAUCUUGAAUUGCAGGCUGACAUGGACCGAUUUGUGGAGGACGGAUCUCUGGAUGAUAAUGUCGAAUCUUUUUUAUCUCAUGAUGAUACUGAUCCUAGAGACACAGUUGGCCGCUGUAUGGAUGUCAGUAAAGGCUUUGCAUUUAACGAAGUUGGUUAUAUUCGAGCAAGUACAAAUAAAGUUGUCUGCUGCCACUUUUCAUCAGAUGGAAAACUGCUUGCUAGUGGUGGGCAUGAUAAAAAGGCUGUAUUGUGGUACACAGAUACUUUAAAGCAAAAGAGUGCAUUGGAAGAACAUUCUUUGCUGAUAACUGAUGUUCGUUUCAGUCCAAGCAUGCCACGUCUAGCAACAUCUUCUUUUGACAAAACUGUCAGGGUUUGGGAUGCUGACAAUCCAGGUUAUUCUCUUCGUACUUUUACGGGGCAUUCUGCCUCUGUCAUGUCACUGGAUUUCCACCCAAAUAAAGAGGAUCUUAUCUGUUCUUGUGAUGGAGAUAGUGAGAUACGCUUCUGGAGUAUCAACAAUGGAAGUUGUGCUAGGGUAUUCAAGGGUGGCACAACACAGAUGCGAUUUCAACCACGUCUUGGGAGGUGUCUUGCAGCUGCAGCGGAAAAUGUUGUAUCUAUUCUUGAUGUGGAGACUCAAAUGAGCAGGCACUCGUUACAGGGACAUACAAAACCUGUCCAUUCUGUAUGUUGGGAUCCUUCUGGUGAAUUACUGGCUUCUGUGAGCGAGGACUCUGUCAGAGUAUGGACUUUUGGUUCUGGGAAUGAAGGGGAGUGUGUUCAUGAAUUGAGCUGCAAUGGGAACAAAUUCCAUUCUUGCGUUUUCCAUCCCUCCUAUCCUUCUUUAUUGGUGAUUGGUUGUUACCAGUCAUUGGAACUUUGGAACAUGGCUGAGAACAAAACAAUGACUAUGUCUGCACAUGAAGGGCUGAUUGCUGCCUUGGCAGUAUCAAAUGCGACUGGGUUGGUAGCAUCUGCUAGUCACGACAAGUAUGUCAAGCUCUGGAAGUGAUCGCUGUAUCAGUGCCAUCAUAGAGGGUGAAACUGUUGUCUUGUGUGUUCAUAGAUAUUAGCAAGUCUAACAUCUCUUUGUUAGUGGUUUGUUUUAAUUGCAGUCCAAUUGGUCUAGCAGGGGAAAAAGAGUUGCUAGGCCUUGUCAAUUUCUUCUUCGUUUUAUUCCCUUCCAUCUAACACGAGAAGAUGGCAUUGAUGCAACAGAUACUAACCUUGUUGCUGUUGUGGUAUUAGCUGGCUAUAUUUGUACAACCCAAGCUAGCGGAAUCCGUCUUUGAGUGCUUCCUUUCUGUCAACACAUGGAAGUCUUUACAUAAAACUUGAAUCAACUUGUAAAGUAUAUACUCUCGUUAAAGAAUGCGUCGAUUUUCAUAACCUUGCCUUCA
Nelumbo nucifera (sacred lotus) is the source of this 3505-nucleotide messenger RNA. It is a transcript of the gene LUG, whose product is annotated as transcriptional corepressor LEUNIG. Lineage: Eukaryota; Viridiplantae; Streptophyta; Magnoliopsida; Proteales; Nelumbonaceae. Gene Ontology annotation, cellular component: nucleus. Gene Ontology annotation, molecular function: protein binding. The record is from RefSeq and is a predicted model, not a curated record.